AGAGUGACGUCACCCGUGCACACCGGCGCGCGAGCACAGGCUUGUCAUCCACACAUCCUGACCCUGCAGCGGCUCCGUCCGGCUUCUCCUGCCCCGGGAAGAGAGACCGAGGAAGUUGGACCGCUGCUACAAAUCCACAUCCGUAUGAGGGACCUAAAACUCACCACUGUCGCCCUCAACGUAAAUUUGAGCGUCUGAAGGUUACGAGUCUUGUGUCAUUGUGCUGACUAAAGGUAAGCCAUGGACGAUGGUAAGCCAGUGUGGGCGCCUCACCCCACCAACGGGUUCCAGCUGGGCAUGAUCGUUGACAUAGGAGCCGACGCGCUCACCAUAGAACCGCUGAACCAGAAGGGCAAGACCUUUCUUGCUCCAAUGAGCCAAGUCUUUCCAGCAGAGGAUGAUGUCAACAAACAUGUCGAUGACAACUGUUCCCUUAUGUACUUGAAUGAAGCUACUCUUCUCAACAAUGUCAGAGUGCGGUACAGCAAAGACCACAUCUAUACUUAUGUGGCCAAUAUCUUGAUUGCUGUGAAUCCUUACUAUGAUAUCCCCAAUCUGUAUGGCCCUGAUGCCAUCAAGGCAUACAGGGGGAGAUCGCUGGGAACUCUUCCACCUCACGUCUAUGCUAUAGCCGACAAAGCCUACAGGGACAUGAAGGUUCUCAAGAUGAGUCAGUCCAUCAUAGUUUCUGGGGAAUCUGGUGCUGGAAAGACUGAAAACACAAAGUUUGUUCUCAGAUAUCUCACCACAACAUAUGGAAGCGGUCAAGAUAUUGAUGAGAGAAUUGUAGAAGCUAAUCCCCUUCUCGAGGCCUUUGGAAAUGCAAAGACAGUGCGCAAUAAUAACAGCAGUCGCUUUGGGAAGUUUGUGGAAAUCCACUUCAAUGAGAAGAAUGCAGUUGUGGGUGGAUUCGUCUCCCAUUAUUUACUGGAGAAGUCCAGAAUAUGCAUGCAAAGUAACGACGAGAGGAACUACCACAUCUUCUACAGGCUGUGCGCCGGAGCAUCCGAGGACUUAAAGAAGAAACUGCACCUGGACUCUCCGGACAACUUCAGGUACCUGAACCGAGGAUGCACCAGAUUCUUUGCCAGUAAGGACUCUGAUAAGCAAAUCAUGCAGAACCGCAAGAGUCCUGAGCAUCUGAAAGCCGGUGCUCUGAAGGACCCUCUUCUUGAUGACCAGGGCGACUUUAACAGGAUGUGCGUGGCCAUGAAAAAGAUUGGUCUGGAUGACAAUGAGAAGUUGGACCUGUUCAGGGUGGUUGCUGGCGUUCUUCAUCUGGGCAACAUUGACUUUGAAGAGACAGGGAGUUCCUCAGGUGGUUGUGUCCUGAAGAAUCAGUCAGGCCAGACACUGAAGUUCUGUGCUGAUCUGCUGGGUCUGGACCAGGAUGAUUUGCGUGUCAGCCUCACAACCAGGGUCAUGCUCACUACAGCAGGGGGCGCCAAAGGAACAGUUAUCAAGGUGCCUCUAAAGGUGGAACAGGCAAACAAUGCCCGCGACGCCCUGGCCAAAGCAGUGUACAGCCGCCUGUUUGACCAUGUGGUCAAGCGAGUAAACCAGUGUUUCCCCUUCGAAAAUUCCUCCAACUUCAUUGGGGUGUUGGACAUCGCUGGGUUUGAGUAUUUCGAGCAUAACAGCUUUGAGCAGUUCUGUAUCAACUACUGCAAUGAGAAACUGCAGCAGUUCUUCAACGAGCGUAUUCUGAAAGAGGAGCAAGAGCUGUAUCAAAAGGAAGGGCUGGGAGUGAAUGAGGUGCAUUAUGUUGACAACCAGGACUGCAUAGAUCUAGUGGAAGCAAAGCUGGUGGGAAUCCUGGACAUUCUGGAUGAAGAGAACCGUCUUCCUCAGCCCAGCGACCAGCACUUUGCACUGGCUGUUCACAGCAAGCAUAAAGACCACUUCAGACUGACGGUUCCCAGGAAGUCAAAGCUGGCUGUUCACAGGAAUCUUCGGGAUGAUGAGGGCUUUAUCAUCAGGCACUUUGCUGGAGCAGUCUGCUAUGAAACGACUCGGUUUGUGGAGAAGAAUAAUGAUGCCCUCCACAUGUCUUUGGAGAGCUUAGUGUGUGAAUCGAAAGACAAAUUUGUUCGAGAGCUGUUUGAGAACUCCAACACCGCCAAGGACUCCAAACAGAAAGCUGGAAAACUCGGCUUCAUCAGCGUUGGCAACAAGUUCAAGACCCAGCUGAACCUGCUGCUGGAAAAGCUUCGCAGUACUGGCUCAAGUUUCAUCCGUUGUGUAAAACCCAACCUGAAGAUGGUCAGCCACCAGUUUGAAGGAGCUCUGAUUCUCUCACAGCUGCAGUGCUCAGGUAUGGUGUCGGUGCUGGACCUGAUGCAGGGGGGCUUCCCCUCUAGAGCCCCCUUCCAUGAGCUCUACAACAUGUAUAAACAGUAUAUGCCUGACAAGCUUACACGCCUGAAUCCACGACUCUUCUGCAAGGCUUUGUUCAAAGCUCUGGGACUAAAUGACAAUGACUUCAAGUUUGGAUUGACCAGAGUGUUCUUCCGCCCUGGAAAGUUUGCUGAGUUUGACCAGAUCAUGAAGUCCGAUCCAGACCAUCUGGCAGAGCUGCUGAAGAAAGUCAACACCUGGUUGGUGUGCAGCCGCUGGAAGAAGGUCCAGUGGUGCAGCCUGUCUGUCAUCAAACUUCGGAACAAGAUGAGGUACAGAGCCUUGGCCUGCAUUAAGAUUCAGAAGACUGUCCGCAUGUGGUUGUGUAAGAGGAAGCAUAAGCCACGCAUUGAUGGUAUAGUGAAGGUCCGAAACCUGAAGAAACACAUGGAGCGGUUCAACGAGGUGGUGAACGGGCUGAAGGAGGGCAAGCAGGAGAUGGCCAAGCAGGUUCAGGAGCUGGCGGCCUCCAUCGACGCUCUGUUAGCAAAGAUAAAGGCCACAGUGAUGAUGACUUGGAAAGAGAUUGACACAGAGUACCGGGGGCUGGUGAAACGCUCAGAGCAGCUGCUUUCCUCAAUGCAAAAGAAGAAACAGGAGGAGGAAGAGAGUGAGAGGCUGAAAAAAAUCAAGGAGGAGAUGGAAAAAGAGAGGAAGAGCAGGGAGAAGGAGGAGCAGCGACGCAAACAGGAGGAAGAGGACAGAAGACUGAAAGCAGAGAUGGAGCUGAAGAGGAAGCAGCAAGAGGAAGAUAGAAAAAAGAGGGAGGAGGAAGAGAAAGCAAUUCAGGCCGAGUUGGAGAUUCAGCUGGCUCUGGAGCGGGAGGAGCAGGUCCAGCGCACCACCGUGCUCGAGCAGGAGAGAAGAGACAGGGAGUUGGCCAUGAGAAUCGCUCAGAGUGAGGCCGAGCUCAUCACUGAGGAGGGGCAGAUGGACGCAAGCCUGCGCAGUGAUGAGUCUUUUUCAGAUCUUCCUAUCUCUUCAUCCUCAGCCCGAGCCAUGGGUCCUCAGGUGCAGGCAACCAAAGCUGCUGCUGGUGUGAAAAAGUAUGACCUCAGCAAGUGGAAGUAUGCUGAGCUGCGAGAUGUCAUCAACACUUCCUGCGACAUUGAGCUGCUAGCAGCCUGCAGAGAGGAGUUCCAUCGUCGUCUGAAGGUCUAUCACGCGUGGAAGUCCAAGAACAAGAAAAGGAAUGAUGAUGGAAGUAAUCAGAGGGCUCCUAAAUCUGUCACAGAUUAUGCUGAACAGAACCCAGCUCCUCCAAUGAUGGCCCAGCAUCAGGAAGUGGUCAUGAACCGCCAGCAGCGAUAUUUCCGUAUUCCCUUCAUCAGGCCUGCCGACCAGUACAAAGAUCCCCAGAAUAAAAAGAAAGGCUGGUGGUACGCCCACUUCGAUGGGCCCUGGAUAGCCAGACAGAUGGAGCUUCACCCUGACAAGCGACCUAUUGUGCUGGUUGCAGGGAAAGACGACAUGGAGAUGUGUGAGCUGAGUCUGGAGGAGACGGGUCUGACCAGGAAGAGGGGUGCGGAGAUCCUGCCCAGGCAGUUUGAAGAAAUCUGGGAACGCUGCGACGGAAUUCAGUACCUCAAGAAAGCCAUUGAGAACAAGCAGGCCCGCCCCACACAUGCCACUGCCAUGCUUCAGAGUCUCCUCAAGUGAAACCAGAGCAGAGAGUUUGGCCCUGAAACACGACACUGACACACACGGACUCGCGGGGCAGCACAGUGGACCUGUGGUUUGUGGAGUGAGAAGGAGGAUCCACAGUUUGACACUCACACUGUUUCAUUCACUGAAUAGUCUCCUUUUUACAUUUUCACUUUUUAUAUCUUUAUUUUGCUGUGUAACACCUUGUUGGUGUAACAUUAGUGUUUAGUCUUCUCGAAUGCUUGAAUGAAAAACCCAUCCGUGAGCCUUAAGCUGAAACAUCACUGCACUACACCAAGAAAGUCUUAAUAGGUGCACAUCCUCCUUAGCUAUAAACCCGAAACCUUAACGGUCUGCAAUAGAGACAAUAAACUAGAGUGUAGAAAUGUUUUAAAUAGUGUGUGACAAUCUUGUCGUUGAAGUCAUAUGUUGUGGUCUUCUGGAUAUUAAGACUGUAAUCACUAUUCAGCAAUCCGCACCUGAUUUGAAUGAAGAAUUUUUCAUAUAAAUGUAGCUUAAAAGGGACUAUAACAAAAAGUUUUUUUCUGAAGUACUGAAAGAUGAUUAUAAUCAUCAAUAAAAUGUAUUUUAAAUAUAAUAAUAUUAUAUUUAUAAUCUAUAUCUAUAUAAUUUUAUUAGAGUUAUACUUCAUUUAAAUAAAUUCUAAAAUAAAGGUUCCCCAAUGAUUUCAGGCAAAAUUUAAAUUUUUCAUACUGGUUUUAUUAAGACUUUAGAAGCUUCAUCUUCUUAUCCACCCAUUAUUUUCUUGCUGCAUAUAUACAUGAUGUUGAAAUCCUUUAAAAGAGAAAGUUUUUUGUAUUGUUCAUUUGUUAUGCAAGAAGGAAAUGUAGAAGUUUUCAUGUUUGCAGUUUUGUGGGUUUGGGUUUGUUUUUCAGACAUUAAUGUAAUUUUUGUGUGUGUGUGUUGUGUGUCUUCUGUAAUAUUUUAUUAAGCUGUUUACUUGACUCCUCUGCUGGCAAAAUCAGGAACAUUUGAGUCAUCUCAUUUGACAGUCAUGCAAUAAUUUAAGAAUUUAAUUUAGGAUUAAACUAAAUUAAAUUCUGCUGACUUCUUUUUGAAUCUGGUUGUAUGUUGGUCUUUGCACUGGGAUACUGCAGAAAAUAAACAUGCACCCCCA
Scatophagus argus is the source of this 5179-nucleotide messenger RNA. RefSeq names its product myosin VIb (gene myo6b). Bases 241 to 4056 code for a protein of 1271 amino acids. Gene Ontology annotation, molecular function: ATP binding; microfilament motor activity; actin filament binding. Gene Ontology annotation, biological process: endocytosis; actin filament organization; vesicle transport along actin filament. The record is from RefSeq and is a predicted model, not a curated record. The transcript is spliced from 33 exons. Gene Ontology annotation, cellular component: ruffle; actin cytoskeleton; endocytic vesicle. Lineage: Eukaryota; Metazoa; Chordata; Actinopteri; Scatophagidae.